ACGGUUUCUUCCAACCUCGUCGAGCAAACGUCUUCUUUACUCGCCGAAGCCCUAGAAAACUACACAACAAUAAUGGCCGCAGCAGCAGCAGCCGUCGCCGUCGCCCCAUGUGCCGUCAUCGGCCAGCUCUCGUCACUCCCCCGCCUCCACCUCCACCUCCACCUCCACUCGAUGCGAGCGCCAAACCAAAUCGCAGCCGUCAUCCCAAGUUCUUCCAAAGCACGUAACUGGCGGUCCCUCAUCGUUGCUUCUGCGGCGCCGGGGGCGAUCGAAAAGCAUGACAGCUCCACUGGCACCGCCCUGGAGCAGCAGCCGCGCCGCUCCCCCUCCGCCCUCUCUUCUUCUAGGCUGAUCGAUCCGCUAUCGCCUGUGAGGACGAUGAGGCAGAUGUUGGAAGCGAUGGACCGGGUGUUCGAGGAUAUGAUGGCGUUCCCUGGGAUGAGGAGAAGCCGAUCAUCGUCGACUUCGGCAAGGGAUAUAUGGGCACCGUGGGACAUCAUGGAGGAUGAGAAGGAGGUGCGAAUGCGGUUCGACAUGCCAGGGUUGUCCAAGGAGGAGGUUAAGGUGAUGGUGGAGGACGACGUGCUCGUUAUCCAGGGAAAGCACAAGACGGAUGAAAAGGGGAACGACGGUGACAGCCAAGGGAAGACAACGGAGAAGGACAUGUGGUGGAAAAAGCGGAGCUACAGCUCCUACGACAUACGGCUUAUGCUGCCGGAUUACUGCGACAAAAGUAAGGUGACCGCAGAACUUAAGAACGGUGUGUUGCUGGUCACUAUUCCCAAGAUCCCAGGGACAAGGGAGGUCAUCACCGUUGACGUGGAGGGAUAAUUUAAUAUACAAGCAUGUACAUGUGGCGUAAUCCUCCUCUUUUUUACUUAUAAUAAAAUUUCUUUCCGAGAGACUUAUUAAGGUAACCUAAA
Molecule: messenger RNA, 923 nt
Organism: Ananas comosus (pineapple)
Lineage: Eukaryota; Viridiplantae; Streptophyta; Magnoliopsida; Poales; Bromeliaceae
Product: small heat shock protein, chloroplastic-like
Exons: 3
Coding region: 73-831 (252 amino acids)
Biological process (GO): response to heat
Source: RefSeq, a predicted model, not a curated record